Molecule: messenger RNA, 1293 nt
Organism: Alosa sapidissima (American shad)
Lineage: Eukaryota; Metazoa; Chordata; Actinopteri; Clupeiformes; Clupeidae
Gene: mrpl23
Product: mitochondrial ribosomal protein L23
Exons: 5
Coding region: 115-576 (153 amino acids)
Biological process (GO): mitochondrial translation
Cellular component (GO): mitochondrial large ribosomal subunit; ribosome
Molecular function (GO): structural constituent of ribosome
Source: RefSeq, a predicted model, not a curated record
CAGAGCUGCGCAUGUGCCAAUUAUUUUGACACCGGAAGUAAAGCACAUGCGUAACCAAGAUGCUGUGGAGACCUUGAAAACAACACACAUGUGCACAAAUUCUAUUGUUUAACUAUGGCAAGGAGGCUUAUAUACCCUCUCUACCAGUAUGGGAACCCCCAGUUGAGGAUCUUCCGCCCUAAUUGGUUCCUCACUCUUGUCAGGCCUGGCAAGGAGCAGCCACCAGACACUGUUCAGUUCCGAGUGCCCUUGGAGAUGACCAAGUUUGACGUAAGGAACUACCUUCAGAAGAUCUACAAUGUGCCAGUAGCCACUGUCCGCACCAGGAUCCAGUUUGGCUCCAACAAGAAGAGGAAUCACCUGAACCAGCGAGUGAAGAAGCCAGACUACAAAGUAGCCUACGUCCAGCUGGGCCAGGAGCAGACAUUUGAGUUCCCCAACAUCUUCCCGGAGAAGGACGCCAAGUCGGCCGAGGGCUCCAUCGAGGAGAUGCAGGAGCAGUUCAUGGAAGACGAGAAGCAGCGGCAGAAGCCCGACCCACGAAGGGGCGGUGUGACCGAGUGGUUUGGCCUCUGAAGAGACUGCAUUCUCCUCUGUUAGAAUGUUUAUGCGUGCGUGUGUGUGUGCGUGUGUGUGUGUGCGUGCGUGCGUGCGUGUGUGUGUGUGUGUGUGUGGAGACCAGGAGCUGCGUCACCUCACUAGACCCCACAUGUGGCUCUGGAAUCGCUGCAGAGGGUCCAGAGCAUUGGAUCCAGCUGCCCAUCUCUCCCGGGGCCAGAUGCCCUCCCCUGUCUCUUUCCUCUCUCCAUCUCUCUCUCCAUCUCUCUCUCCAUCCCCCCUUUUCCCUUCCCUCACUCAUUUAUUUAUUUUCCCGUCAUUUGCUCAUCACAAUGUCCUCUACCUAGUAUUUUUCUCUCCCUCUCUCGUUCUUUCUCUCUCUCUCUUUCUUUCUUUUUUUCUUUCUUUCUUUCUCUCUCUCUCCCUCUCUCUCUCUCUCUCUCCCCCCCACACACACACCCCCAUCGAGGCCUCUGCGUAUGCGUGUGUCAUUAGCAGUGCCAGUGGAGUGGUCAGUCUAGGAAGAAGUCCAGCAAACCCACAUUCAAUCCAUCACCCUCCUCCCACAGGCCCACCAUCAGUGACGGGAGAGACUGGAAUGGAUGUCCUCACGUGGAGCGCCUCGAUGCUUUGUACUCGCUCAAACAAAGGAAACUUCUGUUAAACAUCAUUCCUUUCUGAGGAGGAUGGAUAUGUUGCAGCUUUUCUAAUAAAAAGAAAACAUUGUAAAUAUCA